GCUUGUUCUUAUCCUUCAAGCUUUCGGAGACUUUUUGUUGAGAAUGGUGGAUCUACGAUUAAUAAUCUGCCCUUGAACCCAACCAUUUAUCAGCAUCGAUUCAUCAUCGUCCUCGGCAUACCGAGGUACUAGCGAGGUAUUUAUAUCAAGAUGUAGGAUAGAUUCAAAAUCUCUCUCAUCAACAUAUCCUGCCUUCCUACGUCAGAAGUGUAUCUAUCCCAUAACAUAAUUCCUCGUUACGGCUUCAACGAAUAAAAUGGCGUCCGCGGUCAUCAACCAGAUUGCCAUCCUAACUCCUAAGGAGGGAAAGUUCGACGAGCUCGCCGCUGAGUUGGCCAACAUCACCCGGAACGUGCAAGAAAACGAACCCGAGACUCUGGUGUACUAUGCCUACGCCGAUGCCAAGAAGGAAGAGAUCAUUGUCGUUGAGAGAUAUGUGAACCAAGCUGCCUUGGACAAGCACCGAGCUGCACCAUACUUCCAGGAUCUCAUCAAGAAGGCCCCAGAGUUGUUAGGCAAACCCCUGGAACUCAAGGUUGGCCAUGAGUUGCUCCAGGAAUCUGCACAGGUUGUCCGACUGUAGGAUGUGAGCGAUAUCUUUUU
Aspergillus pseudonomiae is the source of this 603-nucleotide messenger RNA. Its product is annotated as putative quinol monooxygenase. The record is from RefSeq and is a predicted model, not a curated record. Lineage: Eukaryota; Fungi; Ascomycota; Eurotiomycetes; Eurotiales; Aspergillaceae. Bases 257 to 583 code for a protein of 108 amino acids. The transcript is spliced from 3 exons.